Messenger RNA from Xiphophorus couchianus (Monterrey platyfish), 3094 nucleotides. RefSeq names its product lactase-like b (gene lctlb). The record is from RefSeq and is a predicted model, not a curated record. The transcript is spliced from 13 exons. Gene Ontology annotation, biological process: carbohydrate metabolic process. Lineage: Eukaryota; Metazoa; Chordata; Actinopteri; Cyprinodontiformes; Poeciliidae. The coding region runs from base 946 to 2841 and encodes 631 amino acids. Gene Ontology annotation, molecular function: hydrolase activity, hydrolyzing O-glycosyl compounds.
AGGUGCAAAUUGAGGGCUUCGUUUGCAUCGAAGCUGAUGUACAUCCCUUGUCCUCAUUUGACUCAGAUAAAUGGGGAAUGCAGUGCAAACACUUUCAACUGAAUAAACCAUUCAGCAUUUUCUAAACAGGUAAAACAAUACAUGCGAGUCUCACAAUGCUGCAAGCGUUCACACUGCCUGCAGGGUACAGCUCUGGAGAAGAGCGGUGCCACACCAGGCAGUGGGGACUUCUCCAUUAGAUGUGUCCAGUUGUCUACAUCUUCUGCUGCUUUGGGAGAGUUCUCACUCUCAAACAAAUUUUUGCAGGCCUCCAGUCAAUGCAGUCUUCAUAGGGUUUACAGGUAAAUAGGCAAAGAUGGUUUGGAGUUGUAACAUUUGGGAAAGUUGUAAAGUUGUAAAAGACCAUGCAUGAAUUGAAUAAUUGAUAUCUAUUGCCAAAGCAAAAAAAGUUAAAAUUAUAUCAGAUUCAUCAUAUUAGGCUAUAUUUCUAAUUUGAUAUUUCAAGUGUUAUUUUCACAAUUAAAUUUUAAAUAUUGGCAGGUUUUUAAAAGUGGAAUUUAAUCUCCAUCUAAAUACCAUAAAACACAAUAAUGUCCGUAUUAUUUUGUGCGGAAACAUCCUUGCAUUGUCAUGCGAGUGUUGAUUGUAAAUGUAUCAGCCUCUCAAACAUUAGCUUUGCUUACAGAGGUGAAACCACAGUUUGUAUAGGAUCUGUCUGCCUCAGCACGAUGAGCUCACACCCCAUUGAGUUUGAAAAGAGGCAUUUGGCUUUGCAUUAGGGGACCGAGACCCCCCACAGACCAUCACACUGGAUGCUUCUAGACUGCUUGAUGACUCUUUAUGGACUUUCAAGUUUGUCCCUGAUACAAAUAUCCUUCAUUUUCAAGAAAGUGUGUAUUGGUUGUGACGUGUUUGUCUAUUCAUAUGAUUAAAUGUGGUUACUGAAUGAGCUCUCAUCCCUCCUCAUACAUCAGGGAAGAUCUCAUCAGUUUGUGCUGCAGGAGAACCAUGCAGCCCCGCUGUGGCAACAGUGCGUGCCAUGUGCUUAUGUUGGUGCUGUGUCUGUCUGCGGCUGAGGACUUCGACUGGACAAAGAACAACCACGGCUCCUUCUAUUAUGGCACUUUUCCAACUGGAUUUUCAUGGGGUGCCGGAGGUUCAGCCUAUCAAACAGAAGGAGCCUGGGACAAAGACGGAAAAGGACUGAGCAUCUGGGAUGUGUUCAGUCACAAAAAGGGCAAAAUCCAACUAAAUGACACGGGGGAUUCCUCCUGUGAAAGCUACUACAAAAUCAAGGAUGAUAUUUCUCUGAUGAAGGAGAUAAGGCUUAACCACUAUCGUUUCUCUAUCUCAUGGCCCAGAAUUAUUCCCACUGGUGUAAAGUCUGACCAUGUAAACGGAAAAGGAAUACAGUUCUAUGAUGAACUAAUUGACCACCUACUGGAGAACCAUAUCACUCCCAUUGUUACGCUAUAUCACUGGGAUCUGCCUCAGGUUUUACAAGAGAAAUAUGGUGGAUGGCAAAACAUAAGUAUGGUCAAUCAUUUCAAUGACUUCGCCAACCUUUGUUUUGAAAAAUUUGGUGAUAGAGUGAAGCACUGGAUCACUUUCAACAAUCCAUGGUCUAUGGCUGUUGAAGGUUAUGAGACAGGUGAGCAUGCUCCUGGGCUGAAGCUGAGAGGAACUGGGGCUUAUAGAGCUGCACAUCACAUCAUAAAGGUAUUAAGAUGCUGCUUCCAUCACUCAAACCAAGCUAACAAAUUAAACUUAAAUUUGAUCUUUUUUUUCAUGCAGGCACAUGCCAAAGUUUGGCACACUUAUGAUACACAGUGGAGGGCGAAACAAAAAGGUCUGGUGGGCAUCUCUCUGUCAGGGGACUGGGGUGAGCCGGUGGAUAUCAGCAACCAGAAAGACAUUGAAGCAGCAGAGAGAUAUGUACAGUUCUAUCUGGGCUGGUUUGCCACACCCAUCUUUCAUGGAGACUACCCUCAAGUAAUGAAAGACUUUGUCGGAAGGAAGAGUGUGCAGCAGGGACUAGGGACAUCUCGACUGCCUGUGUUUUCUUCACAAGAGAAGAGCUACAUAAAGGGGACGUGUGACUUCCUUGGCAUCGGCCAUUUCACCACCCGGUACAUCACCCAGAGAAAUGAUCCAACAGGCCGUAGCAGCAACAGCUACUUCACAGACCGUGAUCUGGCUGAACUGGUGGACCCGCGGUGGCCUGAUCCUGGGUCAGAAUGGCUCUACUCUGUGCCAUGGGGUUUCAGACGUUUGCUGAAUUUUGUCAAGACUCAGUAUGGGAACCCUAUGAUUUACGUGACUGAGAAUGGAGUUUCUGAGAAGAUGAUGUGCACAGAGCUGUGUGAUGAAUGGAGGAUACAAUAUUAUAAAGACUACAUCAAUGAGAUGCUAAAAGCUAUAAGAGAUGGAGUCAAUGUAAAGGGCUACACUGCAUGGUCUUUGCUGGACAAGUUUGAGUGGGACGAAGGCUACUCCGAGAGAUUUGGCUUGUACUAUGUGGAUUUCAGAAACAAAAACAAACCUCGAUAUCCGAAAGCUUCUGUGCAGUUUUACAAACGGAUCAUCAGCUCCAAUGGAUUUCCAAAUCAAAGAGAGGUUGAAAACUGGAGGAGGAAGGCUGUUGAGAUGUGUUCUUCCAGCAACCAGCUACUAGCAGCAGAGGAACAGCGGAGUACUGCUGCCAAUAUUCUAAGACUUAUACAUGACCCGCUGACCAGCCACAUGGAGAUGGUGACUGAGAUUGUCGUCCCCACAGUGUGCACACUCUCCAUUUUGAUCAGCGCUGUUUUGCUCAUGUUUCUGCUGCGAAGAAGGAACUAGGAGGAGUUUAAAAUUAUGAACAUGCUCAUGCAACUUUACUGCUUUAUUUCUUUACUCAUUUUUGUGUGAAUACCAGUACAUUUGUGAGCUGACUUUAAAUUGAAAUGCUAACUUUAUUCAUUUGAUGUGAAUUCAGUGUUUGCUGAGAGAAAUUAAACACUGCUUGAGCAGAUAAUGUAGAACCUAGAAGCAGAGAUUCUGGUAAAUGCAUCUACAACAUGCUAUAUUUUCCUGUUGUAUGAGAAGGCUGCUG